This is a messenger RNA of Carcharodon carcharias (great white shark), 3281 nucleotides long. It is a transcript of the gene pwp2h, whose product is annotated as PWP2 small subunit processome component. Bases 468 to 2819 code for a protein of 783 amino acids. Gene Ontology annotation, biological process: maturation of SSU-rRNA from tricistronic rRNA transcript (SSU-rRNA, 5.8S rRNA, LSU-rRNA); ribosomal small subunit assembly. The transcript has 21 exons. Gene Ontology annotation, cellular component: Pwp2p-containing subcomplex of 90S preribosome; small-subunit processome. NCBI's taxonomy places the organism in Eukaryota, Metazoa, Chordata, Chondrichthyes, Lamniformes, Lamnidae. Gene Ontology annotation, molecular function: protein binding. The record is from RefSeq and is a predicted model, not a curated record.
GCAAAACUAUCCAAUCUGAAGACGGACUGACAGGGUGAGCCUUCCCCUCGAACUGUACCAGUCCAUGUGGUGAAGGUGAUUAGAGUUAGCAUCGGGGAGGGUGUUUGAGGAGUCGGAUUAAAAAAUUCUCGAACCUGCUGGGGACAGUUUAUCGCCAUGGAAACCUGAAUUAUUCACCGGAUGGAAAUUCUGUCAUUAGCCCAGUUGGAAAUCGAGUCACGGUCUUUGAUUUGAAAAACAACAAGUCGGAGACUCUGCCAUUUGCUGCCCAGAGAAACAUUGUGUGUGUGGGGCAGUCUCCAGAUGGACACCUGGCUAUCCUGGUCGAUGAAGAAGGGGCUGCUUUGUUGGUCAGUUUGAUCAGCAAGUCUGUGCUGCAUCAUUUCCAUUUCCACGCUCGCGUCCACAGUGUCAGCUUCUCACCUGACGGCAGGAGAUUUGUCGUGAGCAAGGACAAUGUUGUUUUGAUGUAUCACGCUCCUGGCAAGACCCGGGAGUUUAACGCCUUCGUCCUGGAUAAAAGUUACUUUGGACCCUAUGAUGAAACGACUUGUAUCGACUGGACUGACGAUUCAAAGUGUUUUGCAGUGGGCAGUAAGGACAGCAGUACCUGGGUGUUCGGAGCUGAACGCUGGGCCAACCUCAUUUACUACUCCUUGGGGGGACACAAGGAUGCCAUUGUUGCCUGCUUUUUCGAAGGGAAGAGUUUGGAUAUCUAUACACUGAGUCAGGAUGCUACCCUCUGCGUGUGGGAGUGCGACACAGAAACCCAGGAUCUCCAACCCCAACUCCCCAAGAGCAGCAAGAAAUUAGACAGCGAUCAGAGCGAAGAAUUCGGGGCGCAAAACAGGGAAGUGAUUCAUGGGAAGAGGGAAUCCGAGCAGGAGCGGAUUGGGAAAGUGAAAUAUACACGUGUUGGAAAGUAUUUCUUCAAUAAAGAGAAGGAUUUCAAUGACCUGACAGCUGCUGCCUACCACAAGAUAACUCACCUCCUGGUCACUGGCUUUGCUUCAGGGAUAUUCCACCUUCAUGAGCUGCCAGAAUUUAACCUCAUCCACUCCCUCAGUAUUUCAGAGCAGAGGAUUGAGUCCAUUUCCGUUAACGUGUCCGGGGACUGGAUUGCCUUUGGGUGCCCAGGUCUGGGGCAGCUCUUGGUAUGGGAGUGGCAGAGUGAGUCCUAUGUGCUCAAACAGCAAGGACACUUCAACAACAUGGUUACCCUGUCCUACUCUCCAGAUGCUCAAUAUGUCGUCACAGGGGGAGACGAUGGGAAGGUGAAGGUUUGGAAUAUGAGCAGCGGUUUCUGCAUCGUGACAUUUACUGAACACACAGGCGGUGUUACCGCAGUGACUUUCAACUCCACUGGCUUUGUGGUGCUCAGUGCCUCUCUGGAUGGGACAGUCCGAGCAUUCGACCUUCACAGGUAUCGAAAUUUCCGCACAUUCACAUCACUGAGACCAGUUCAAUUCACCUGUUUGGCUCUGGAUACGAGUGGGGAGAUUGUCUGUGCUGGUUCACAUGAUUCCUUCGAAGUAUUCGUGUGGUCGAUGCAAACUGGCCGCUUGCUCGAUGUUCUGGCAGGACAUGAAGGUCCGAUCAGCAGCCUGAGCUUCAGCCCAUCGCACACGCUCCUGGCUAGUGCUUCAUGGGAUAAGACGGUGAAAUUGUGGGAUAUGUUUGACAGCUGGAAAACCAAAGAAACCCUUGUCCUGAAUUCUGAUGUCCUGGACGUCGCGUUCCGCCCAGAUGGGAAGGAGUUGGCAGUUGUCACACUGGAUGGUCAGAUCACCUUCUGGGAUCAUCAGAACGCAGAGCAGAUCGGCUCCAUCGAAGGCCGCCAUGACCUGCAAAUGGGCCGCAAGGAACUGGAUAAGAUCACAGCGAAGCAGGCAGCCAAGGGCAGGUCGUUCUCCACCCUGUGUUACUCGGCGGAUGGACAGUCAGUGCUGGCUGGAGGACACUCCAAGUUUGUUUGUAUUUACAAUGUUAAAGAGCAGCUCCUUGUGAAGAGGUUUGAGAUAUCCUGUAACCUGUCUCUGGAUGCAAUGGAGGAGUUUCUGGAUCGUAGGAAGAUGACAGAGUUUGGGAGUCUGGCUUUGAUAGACGAUGGUGCUGGAGAUGAGCAUGGAGUGGCGAUCAGUCUGCCAGGAGUAAAGAAAGGUGACAUGAGUUCACGCCACUUUAAGCCGGAAAUCCGAGUGACCUGUCUUCGCUUCUCUCCAACAGGCAGAAGCUGGGCAGCCACAAGCACCGAGGGUCUCCUGAUUUUCUCGCUGGACGGUUCUGUUGUGUUCGACCCCUUUGAUCUGGAUGAGGAAGUCAAUCCGAGCAUUAUACGCCGUGUGCUGCGUAAGAAAGAAUUCACAGCUGCCAUCAUGAUGGCGUUCCGUUUGAAUGAAGACAAGCUGACUCUGGAAGUGCUGGAGAGUGUUCCUCAUGCUGAUAUUGACCUUGUGUGCUCGACGCUGCCUCUGUUGUACGUGGAGAAGCUUCUGCAGUUUGUGGCCUCAGCAUUGGAGACUUCCCGGCACCUGGAAUUCUUCCUGACUUGGGCUCAGCGGUUACUCACUUUACACGGACAGAAGCUGAAGGCCAGGUCAGUGGUCUUGCUGCCAAUGAUCCAAUCUCUGCAGAGGAGUAUCCAGCAUCACUUUGACACAGUGUCUAAACUGUGUGACUGGAAUCGCUACAAUAUACGGUACACACUUGCGCUAUCCAAGCAGCGAGGAAUGAAGCGUCCAGCGGAAAUAGCCGAGAGCGAAGGAGAGAGUAAUGGCUAUGAAGAGGCCACAGAGCAACUGAUGGAUGCAAGUGACUGAGAGCUGACAAUACUCAAGAGUGGAGGCGGUUGCUGCCUAUCCUCCAGCAAUAUACCACAGCGCUUCCAUCACAUUCUCUCUUGAAGCAGCUACAACAGAAGAACAGUGGUUAGGAGCUGCUCUAACAUAAUAUGGAGGCUACAACCCAUGUAGGAUAUACAAGGCACGGGGUAAGGAUUGAAAACACAGCACGCUCAGUGAAUGGGAAUAUGUCCUUAAUUGAGAACCUUCAGGGCUAACUGGUGGGGAAACGGAGGAAGAUUGGAGGAAAGGAGUGAUGCAGCUUUAGCCAACACUUUGCUGGACCUAUCCUGGGAUUGAUGGAGGCAGUGUUAAGGGAAAUUUACUCUGUAUCUAACCCCGUGCUGUACCUGUCCUGGGAGUGUUUGAUGGGGAUGUGUAGAGGGAGCUUUACUCUGUAUCUAACCCUGUGCUGUACCUGUCCUGGGAGUGUUUGAUGGG